AUGAAAACCUUUGCCCUACUACACAAGUUGCAGGUGCACAAAUCAGCGCUACAGGAGGAUGAACGCGAAGGCGUCGUCUGUUUCUUUUCCCUAUGUGUCAGCAAUGGCUUUGUUUACGUCGGUUCAUCCAACGGGAGGAUCUUCCUUUUUAAGAGGAAAGGGCCGUGCUUAUUCGAACCCGUCCUCUUUUACAGCGUCAUUAGGAGCCAAACGUCUGGAAUAGUAACAAAGAUAUUUGCCGUGGACCGCCUUCACCUCCUAAUUCACGGAACGGAUAAGGGGGGCAUUUACAUCCUGGAAAGUAAGAAGCUAGCCAGGAGAAAAUGUUUUUUAAGCACAGAGAGGGAGAAAAAGAAAAGGGUGCGCAGGUUGGUGAGUCCUUUCCAUAAAGGGGCCAUAACAAGCAUAAAUUGUGUAGUGGAGGAGGAUCUGAGGUGCAGGCGGGGAAGGAGCUUCUCGGGAGGAAGGAGAUGCUCCAGAGGAAGUAGCGGCGGAAGUUGCGAGGGAGAAACCUUGUACGUCUUCGUGGGAGACCAGCAGGGCAUUCUGUCCUGCAUCGUUUUAAAGAAAAAAGGGUCGAGGGUAAGAAGCGAGGCGAAUAUUCUCCUCAUCGAUAAGACAAACGGGCCAAUCGGCCACGUAGAAAUUGAGCGAGACAUAAUUUUGGUCACCUGCGAAAGGGUUAACGUCAUUAUGAAUGUAGAAGAUGUGAUUGACAGGAAGGUUAACUUUUGCACCAUUGGGAAAAAAGAAAACAGGAGUUAUUAUCGGUCUGUAUUUUGCAACUCCAAGGGGAGGAAGGGGGGCUGCCCGUUUAUUUUGAGUUUGAGGAAAAAUGGGCGUGUGUGGCUAAGCCAUGGGGAAAGGGUGAUAAACACGCUGGUUUUUUACUACUCAUCUGUUUAUUUUUUUUACUUGUUUUUUAAGGCGGGGGUUACCGCCGAAGUUAGCAUCGAAGUCAGCGACGUGGAUAGCGACUUGGUGAGUGAUGGCAUCCGCCGUGGAGAUCGUCCAGACGGUGGUGGAACCCCCCUCCCAUUCCACUUGUACGUAAAGCAGCUCAUUAAAAACGUCCACUUCACAACUCUGUUAAAGAAAAUUUUAACAAAAUUUAAAAAUUUCCUCCUGCCGCUAAGACCGAAUGCAAAUGUAUGUUACAAGAUAGACAAGGAUCACUUCCUCCUCUUUGAGUUGGCGAACCCGUUCCGGUCCUUCCCGAGUGGCUCCCCAGAUGCCUGCGCCGGUAAGCUGCCAAGAAAUGACGACGAGGAGGAAAAUCUCGCCCACUUGAGAAAAGAUAUAGACUUGAUAAGAAGUUUCAUCGAAAAGGAGAUGCAAAAAGGGAUGGAAAAUGGAAGGGAAGACGGAAAGGAAGACAAAGAGGAAGACGAAGCCAGUGGGGAGAAAACAAAAUGCCUAUCAUUCCUAAUGCACCAUUUGGACGAUGCGGAAAAUAUUUUGCGGAGAAUUAAAAGCAAGAAAAUAAUGGUGAUUAAUAUUAGAAGCAUCGAAAUAGAGGAGAUGGUGGACCUCCAUGUGGGUUCCCUGCCCUGGGGAUGCAACGAGAGGGGAGAGCAAGAGCGACCAGGGGAAACCCAUUGCACAAGUAACAAGAGUAACAAUAAGUUGGGCAAACAAGAAGGGGAAGGAACACAGGGGAAGAUUCCCUGUGGAGAAGAAAAUCUAAGGUUGUCCCCAGAAUGCGUUUCCCCGAAAGGAAGAGACCAUAUGGAUAGCCCACCCCCAAAUGAAUCCCAAAAAGGGAACAAAAUAGAAAAUAAAACACAUCGAAGAAUAGAUGAUCCUUUUUGGAAAUAUUUCCCCCCAAAUCAGAUAAUCGACUCGGUGAAGUGGAAAAAGAAAAUCUUCUUAUUAUACUUUAAUCCGAACAUGAGACACGAUUUUUACGUUGCGCAAAACAUAAGUGAUGUUUUUAUAUCACCAUACAAUGUGACACCAGGUGGGGGAGUCCACCAGAUAGGGGGAGACACAUGUGAGGGUAAAGCACAAGAGGGGACAACACAUUUCUACCUGUGCGAAGUGCACAUUGAGGACAACUUCGAAUUGGCAAAAUACCUCCCACACGAAAUAGAAAAAGUGACCCACUUGGAGGGGUACUCAUUCCACAUGCUGCUCUUCCAUGUGAGUCAUUUUUUCGAUUACCUGAACGGAAGGAGGGAUUCCCUAGAUCCAAAUUUUCUUUUCCACGUGGAGAAGGACCUCCUACCUGUGGAAGAAGCUCACUGUCUGGACGACCAAAUAAGUCAGGUACUAUUAAAAAAUAUAGAAGCUGUAAAAAAGAAUAUAAAGAAUUCACUUUGCGUAACCCAGAGGGUAGAAGCAACUGGGUCGGAUUUUAUCACUGAUAAUAAUUUUCUACAAGGGGUGGACUUGUUCCGCAGUGUUUAUGCUCCUGUUAACCCCGCCUAUUUGCAUGUCAAUGUGAAGAAGGCAAAAAAAUUGUACAGCCGUAUGAGGAGCGCCGUGGUGAAGUAUAUGCCCCUUUUCUGCCAGGUUGUUACGUGUGAGGUAUUUCCAGACACGCCUUUGAAGGGCCAUCUCCCGUGUGUAAACAACUUCGACCUCGCCACGUGUGUAACACUCAUUCGAAGUACCCCCCAUUUGCUGUUUCAAUUUUUGCACUAUUUCCACAUCUUUGUCUACCUCGAAGUUGUCAUUACGAGUUGUAUAUACAGGGAGAAUUACUGCUUCAGAAAAUUUCCCCUGUACGUUCCGGAGAGGAGGCUGGGGGGCGGGGAAAAUCCGCUUACCCCUCCUUCACAUAUUGAUCGAGAAGUGGAAAUCGCGCAGACAGGAACAGUCAAUCGGUUAAGAAGUUACGCAGCGGUGCAAUUAAAAGGUGCCGAUAAUGAUUUGAAGAUGCUCUCUCCCCAGUUUGGGAGAAUAACGUCCGUUACAAGCGUCGUUAGGCCAAAUGGAGGAGACCGAAGUGGAAGAAUAGGAUACGAUGCCUUUGUUGACGCGGGUGGCGGCUGCUGGAAGAAGAGAAACCAUCUCUUCAGAGCAAGGGGAGAAACAUACAAAGAAGGCCCCUCAUCUGAUGGAGGAAACACCUUUGACCUCUUUGACAAUCUCCGUUUUGUGGUGAAAGGGUUGUCCAAAAAAGGGGGUGCAAUGAGGGAGACACUUUCCGAUGGAGUCCCCCUUCCAAGGCACGCAACCCACCUCUCUAAGAAGGAACUUUUCUUCCAAUGUAACAGGAGGAUAAAUCGCCAGGGGACUCUCCGAAACGUGCUUCCAUUGCUGCACACGUUGUACCUGUACCGAAGGUGGAAAAGGAGCAUCGUGGCGAAAGUUGGUGAGCGGUUUGAGUGGCCAAGGCGGCCCUGCAGGAAAGAAAUGGGCGAGAAAGUGAGAAGAAGGGGCCCCCCCCAAAUGAAUCGCCUUACACGAUUGUUCCAAGCAGUAGGGCGAACACAGCGGUCUCCACAUGCACACCACGAAUAUGUGGAGCAAAAGCAGCUCCGGAACAAUGGGAAAAAUUCCUGCACCCAAUUUGAAGAGCGAAAAGGAAGGUCUCCCCAAAUUCGAGGUGAUGUCCGUGAUGAAGGGAUCCAACGCCAGCAGAUCGAAUUGCGUAAAAUACUUACCCUCAGGAAGCUUCUAAAAACGUACAUGGAAAAUGCAAGUUGCAAGAAAGGCAUUCUAAAGGACCAAAUGACAAUACAAGACUUUUUGAAAUGCACAGAGAGGUUAUAUUUUUAUCGAAAGGUCACUGAAGGGGUGUACAUAAUAAACCUCAAUGAGUAUCGCCAGAUUUAUGAGUGUCUCUUCCUAUAUGAAUUAUUUGUCAAAUUAUUUGACACAGAAAUUGUUCUGUUCCGCUUGCACCCUAAUUGUAAGGUCAAGAUGGAAGUGAGGAGUAAGGACGAUCGUGGGAGGGGUAUCCUUUGGAGAACGUCCUUACGUGAGGGGGAUCAGCAAGAGGAGGAGAAUCACCAGAAGGAAGAGAAACACCAACAUGGCAUGGUUAACAUCGUGGGAAAUAAACAAAUGCAAUUUUUCCAAAAAUGGAAUGAACACAUCAUACGGAAUGACAUCCUGCUGAUGGAUAUUCUCUUCGGGUUUUACUACAACUCGGAGGGCAGCUCAGACGCAAAUUUGAAGUCGUUCGUGAGGAAGUUCUCCAAUUUUGGUUACCUAGCUGAGUAUGUCAGUUAUGUGAGGGGGGAAGGAGCCAAGGGGGGAGAAGCAAAGGGGGGUGAAGCCAAGGGGAAAGAAGCCAAGGGGGCGAUGAAAGGAGUGGGCGGCCACGUUCCAAAUGGGACUUCCUUCUUGUUCAGCUUCGAUGAAGCGGCGAGGAAGAGGAGCGAAGUCGACAUGUACGCCAAGUGUGCUGUGGACAACCCCCACGGGGGGGGCCUCUCCCGGGCUUACAUCGUUGAGAAGCGGUUAGACGGGUCACGAACCCAACGAAGCGGAUCCACCCAAGAGGUAGCAUCCCCCCCACAUGGCAAGCCAUCUUGUGAACAGAAUUGUUUCCAUCUGCCAGAUAACGUCGAGGCAAAAAGAGGAGGGAGAAACCAUCUGAAGAAAGCGAAAAGGGAGGAAUACCGUCUCCAUGUGGAGACCUUCCUGAGGGCAUACACCCAUCUAGAGAAGAAGCACCGAUGUACAAGACGUCAGCGGGGUGUGAACGUAUUCCUUUUUUUUAAAAAUAUUGAUGUGUACAAUUUCGUGAGAGUCGUUUAUCUGUUGUGCAGGGAGAGAUACCACCAUGAGCUCCCUUUAUGCGCAGGGAGGGAGGGAAGACAUCCAAAUGGGGAUCCAUUAAGAAAGAAGAAACCUAUUUGGAACUCGCGCGAGGUGUCUGCGCAUAUUGGCCACAUUGUCCACAGGCAUGAAGAAUCAAGUGGGUUAAAAAAGGUGAGCAGUGCCUUUCGCGCGUUUGUGAAAGAUUUGAUGGUGGGAGAAGGGACAGAUGAGCCACACCUAGAGAUACUUAACCAACGCAGCGUCGAAUUGUGUCUGCAGUAUGUACGCCAUCUUAUAAAAGGGCAAACGACUUGCAGACAUUCGCCAGGAAGGAAGAAGAAAAUGUCCCUUCUGGUGUGUAAGCUGGCGCACCUGCUCCGCAUGCUGAAUUGGAGAAGGGCGUUAUCUUCCCUUUUAGAUUUAUACAGGAGUCUCUCUUGCGAAGUUUUUUUUUUCACUCUCCUUUGGGAAAGGCAUUGUACUGAAUUGGGAGGAAGGGCUGCCCAUCUCCUCCACAGGGACUUUUCUACAGUGCUAAAGAAGAAUCGAAGUUACGAAGACGUUGUUAUGCAUAUGCUGCUGCACAUCGGAAGAAACAGUGGGUAUUAUUUCAGCAUUAUGAUCAUGACAAUUCUGAAGUAUUUUUUUGAGGAUUAUUUUUUUUUAAAAAAUGUAUGUAUAAGUUUGGAGGACGUUAUAACAAGAAGGUAUUCUUCAUUAUUUUUGUGUUUCUUCAAAAAUGGAAUGUUCAAGAGGGAAUGCAUCUUUUCUCCAAAUUUGUUCCAGUCGUUUCACACAAGUGACAGUUUUUUUUUUUCUGGCCAUUCCUUUGUUAAGUACGUUUUUAAACGUUGCUAUACAUAUAUGAAUUUUCAGAGCGGCAAUUUUUUAACUGUGUUAAAUAAUUUGCUAUAUGACCAUCUUUUGAAAUUGUUUCAUUUUUUUCAAGUAAACUGUUCGUCUUCUUUGCAUGUGCAUUUCUGUUUUUUUCUGUUAAUAUCUUAUUUCUAUGUUGGAUAUUAUGCGCCUGUGUACCCUCUUUUGCGCUUCUUUUGGGAUACAUUUUGUGCCCUUUUGCCGAAAUUGCAAAUUUUAAAUUGCAAGGAAGGGGAGUCACAGAGUUGUGUGUUAAGGGAGGGACGAGAAGAAAAAGAAGAAGAAGAAGAGGAAGAAGAAGAACAAAAACAACAAGAAGAAGAGGCCCCUCCGACGGGCCAUAAAAAGGAUACCAAAUUUUCCACUCAAAGGAAGCGCCAGAAGGAUGUCAUCCCCUCGGAGGAAAGUCUACUGCAUAGCAUUGAUUACCUCGCCAAUUUCUUUUUCGAGAUGUUAAUUAAAUUCCUGUGGGAAGUAAAUCACAAGGUUUGCAGCAAGGACGUCGAUCUGGUUAUUCAUAACAUCCGUAAGAACGAAGAAGUGUACUUAAAAGCAUCCGAAUUUGUGAACAACUUUUAUGGGUCAUGCGCCCUCGUGUGCAGCAGGUGUGGUGAAAACGGGCUAGGCGAAACCUUUCACAAGCAGGGCUCAGUUACAUGCAGAAGAAAAAAUAUCAGCGUACAGAUUUAUGACCGACGCGGUAGGGCUCAUACCCUUGUGGAAAUGCUUAACUCCUUUUUUGGGGUGCUCUGUUGUUUGCAGACGAUCAAACUUAGCCUUAAGAAGCGGCGCGCCGUUUUUCUUCGUACCAAUAGGCACUACAGGAAAUAUCUUCUGGGCAUAAUUUGCGGGCUGUUUGGGGGAAGGGCGGAGGGGAGCGGUGCAGGAGGCAGCGAAGAACGCGGCGAAGGAUGUCGUUGCAGCCCGCCAAGUGGACCGAGCACAAAUGGCACCUCCCGCGAGCGUCCCCAUUUCCAACUGGAUCGCUUGGCACAGAGGGAACGCUCCCUAAGUGUCCUCACCUGCGCGCUCUGCAUCGCCCACUUCGUCAGUCACUUCAAACACAUCAAAGGAGAGCUCAUCAGGAAAUUCAUCUUCAUGCUUGACUACUUUUUGGCGAACCACGACUCCCCGAACUUUGAGCAACAACACUGGGGAUACACACCCCAGAAGAAUAUACACCAAAUUUACAAAACGAUCAUAACAAACUUGCCCACAAGGGUGUUACCGGUUAAGUGA
This is a messenger RNA of Plasmodium inui San Antonio 1, 6831 nucleotides long. RefSeq lists its product as hypothetical. The transcript has 2 exons. The record is from RefSeq and is a predicted model, not a curated record. NCBI's taxonomy places the organism in Eukaryota, Apicomplexa, Aconoidasida, Haemosporida, Plasmodiidae. Bases 1 to 6831 code for a protein of 2276 amino acids.